This is a messenger RNA of Dermacentor andersoni, 567 nucleotides long. NCBI's taxonomy places the organism in Eukaryota, Metazoa, Arthropoda, Arachnida, Ixodida, Ixodidae. The record is from RefSeq and is a predicted model, not a curated record.
AUGGCUGCAAACACGAAGAAGCGGACGUCCCUGACAUUUGCUGCGAAAUUGGAAGUGAUACAGCGCGUUGAAAAUGGAGAAAAGAAGUCGAGCAUCGCCGAAGCUUUCAACAUCCCAAGGAGUACUUUGAGCACGCUGCUGAAAAACAAGAGUGACAUAAAGGCCAAGGCAGAACAGAACCAGCACACAGGUGCGUGGUGGGUGCGCAAAGCUGCCUUUGAAGACGUCGAGAAGGCGCUGUACAAAUGGUUUAUCGACGUAAGGGCCCAGAAUACUCUUUUAUCGGGACCAAUGCUACAGCAGAAGGCCAAGAACUUUGUCUUCAUUCUCGGUGCCAAGAACUUUACCGCCAGCAGCCGUUGGCUGCAAUGUUUUAAGGCCCGCUUUAACAUUGUUGGGAAGACAGUCGCGGGGGAAAGUGAGGACGCCAAUGAAGACGAGAUCAAGAAGUGGCUUGAACAAGAGUGGCCUCAGAUUCUUGCCAAGCAUGAGCCCAAUCAGAUAUUUAAUGCUGACGAAACGGGCCUGUUCUGGCAAGUGCUUCCACUACAAACGCUGAGGCUGUAG